Podospora anserina S mat+ is the source of this 483-nucleotide messenger RNA. RefSeq lists its product as uncharacterized. NCBI's taxonomy places the organism in Eukaryota, Fungi, Ascomycota, Sordariomycetes, Sordariales, Podosporaceae. The transcript is spliced from 2 exons. The coding region runs from base 1 to 483 and encodes 160 amino acids. The record is from RefSeq and is a predicted model, not a curated record.
AUGCUCCUCACCAACCUCAUCACCCCCCUUGCCUUCCUGGCAGCUACCGUCUCAGCCAUCGGCUCAGCUCGGGUAAACAACAAGUGCACCUCCAACGUCUACGUUUGGCCCGUCGGAACCAACAUCACCGGCCCCUACGGCCUAUCCGGCACAGUAGGCUACUACGCCGAGUCCUUCCACGUAGACCCCAACACGGGCGGCCGCGCCCUCAAGAUCUCCUCCCACUCCGACGGCCUCUACACCCCCGGCACACCCCAAACCAUCUUUGCCUACAAUCUCGACGUGGGCGCCAACCAAGUCUGGUUUGAUCUGAGCAACGUCUUUGGCAACAACCCCGCCUUUGUGGGCAAGAAGAUCACCGUCAAGAGCGCUGACCCGGCUUGCACGCAGGAGAUUGUUUGGCCUGCUGGUGUGCCGCCCGCGGGCAGCCAGGUCAGGGUUUGCAGCGCCAGCAGCAAUGUUGUGUUGACUCUUUGCGCCUGA